AUGGCGUUCCAAUUUACCCCAAUGGUGCUGACACCGCUUGAUCAUACGAUGCCGAUAUGCUACAUAGCAUUUUUCUACGCCUUGGUGUUGGAUGACCCACACCGGGGUGUUUCCAUCCUCAAGGAAGGUCUUCACCGCUUACUCGGGGAAUGCCCCUUGCUAGCAGGAAAUAUGAUGAGAUCAAGUUCGAAACGGUCGAAAGCCAACGUACGUGAGGUGCGACCUCCCACCGUAGAUUCGUUGCGCGAGUUCCCCAUCCUUCGGGUAGCACAUCACCUGAAUCAAUACAUCAUCAAGAAGGUUCUCGAUUCUGGCGAACGGGUGUCGAGCGAUUCUUUAUUCGAUGAGCGAUAUCUUCCAUUGCCACUGUCGGUGGCGACAAGAGAAAUAUGCCCUAUCAUUCGCUGGCAAGCCAACAUUUUGCAAGAUGGCAUAUACGUGGCUGUCUGCUUUCAUCAUUCAGUGUUUGACGCCGCCGGAUUCUACUUCAUCCAGGAUGCACUGGCACGAUGCUGUCGCGAGCCUAACAGCCCCGCUCUAACCAUACCACUGGGGUCGGACCUCCUCGAAGGUAGACGACGCAUGGUAUCCAGCCCCGUGGUCAGCAGCGACGUAAGGGGCGACGCACCUACUGAAGACCCACACACUAUCAGAGUUGCCGACUUUAACGCGGUUGAAGGACUUGUCAGUCGCCGACUAGUUCUGCAGCCCGCGCAUAUGGAGUGCCUGAAAGACGUUUGUAACUCAAUCCUGCGUGACCAGUCACAGGAAGAGUACCUGACGUCCAAUGAUAUGAUCUCCGCUCUGCUAUGGCUGGCUAUUAUCAGAGCACGGUAUGGCCCAUCCCCCGAUGGCGGCGGUGGUCAGGAAACCCGGCCUGUUCAGAGUUCCUUGAUACUCAUCACUGAGGUCCGCCGAACUUUAACACCGCCUCUUCCCAUUUCUUACGUUGGAAAUGGCAUCGUCCAAUCUGUGGCAACAUCACCCGUACAGCGUGCUCUGAUUUCCGAUGCGUCAAACGCGGUUCAUCCCCACUUGCCAUCAGUGACCAAGGGCGAUCUCCAGCUUCUUACUGAUCUCGCACUGAAAGUUCAUUCUACGCAGUCCAGUGCAGAUAAUACCUACGUAAAGGGAAUCAUUCAAGAAAAACAGAGAAGUCCAGACUGGAGUCCCACCUUCAAGCAGGGUGAUGUCACAUCUACCAGUAUUCGUCGGAUGGGAAUAUACGGACUUGACUUUGGCGAGACCCUAGGAAGGGUGGUGGAGUUUGAGAGCCCCGAUAACCGGAUUGACGGGACAGUUUGCAUACUGCCUGCCCGGUCCACUUCCAUAUUGGAGCUGCGAGUCACACUCCAGGCUGACACCAUGCACCGGCUGCUGCAAGGCCCUCUUCUACAGUGGGCGAUGCGAAGGACACUCGGCAAGUUGUGA
Aspergillus oryzae RIB40 is the source of this 1431-nucleotide messenger RNA. RefSeq lists its product as uncharacterized. NCBI's taxonomy places the organism in Eukaryota, Fungi, Ascomycota, Eurotiomycetes, Eurotiales, Aspergillaceae. The coding region runs from base 1 to 1431 and encodes 476 amino acids. Gene Ontology annotation, molecular function: acyltransferase activity, transferring groups other than amino-acyl groups. The transcript has a single exon. The record is from RefSeq and is a predicted model, not a curated record.